AAUGUUCAAUAAAACAACAUGGCUGAUACCAUAAGAAACGUGCGAUUACAGCUAAAACAAAUUAAAGCUACUCUAGCUGAAGGAAACGUCGAAGGAGCUGGUAAUAUCAAAAUAGUAUAAUAGGAAUUCAUUGCCUUAAUAAUUUAACUAUUAGACAGUUUAUCUCCUGUCAUACCUCGAUGCUGUUUGUUCUAUAAAAAAACUUGCUAUUUUGUCCAGUUAAGUUAGGCUAGUACUAGUGGUUAGUAGUAGGUUAACCUCGGCUAGGUUACCAAAUCAUGAACUGAAAAAAAAACGGGACAUACCCAAGGAGGUUUGUUGCACACGGAAAAUUCUGAUCAUUUAUAAUAUGGACUCUACUACAGGGUUUUUAAAGCUCAAAUUAAAACAUUCCAGUUUAAAUGUCUUCAAAAUGCAUUCUGAAACUGAAACACAAGUUAUCAAAUAUUUUUAUAUGUAUAGUGGUAAUAAUUAAACAUUUUGUGGGUAUCAGCAACUUCCGCCAUUAAAAAGGGGGCGUGGCCCACGCCAUGUCGAAAUAAGGCUGAGCCCCCUUAUGGUGAUAUGGGUCACUGGGAGAAGCGUAGCGAACGUGGGACACGACCUAAAUCAAUAAGAAUUGGCACAGAUAUAUAUCAAUAUCUAAUGCCUUACUCGAUUUAAUAUGAAAGACAUGUUCCUUUUAUUUCACAAAAAAAUUUGUAUUCGAAGAUGCCUUAUAUAUACCAACGAUUUUCAAAAUGAAGGUCGAUUGAAAAAGCAAAAUAGCUGGAUGGAAAUGUAGGCCAAGAUGUCUUCCAAAUUAUAAGGCCGGAAACGGAACUCAAAUAUAUGUCGAAAGAACUAAUUUAAUAAUAAAUAGACACACACAUCGGGAAAUUAAAAACUCAGAUUUUUCAGCGCCGACGCCCAUUUCUGAUACACAAAACGUAGUAGUCUCCCUUGUUUUAUCGAAGUAUCAAGUAUAGAGGCUAUAAAGUUAUAUAGCACAAUACUAAUACAUUUAAAUACUUAUUACUGCCAAGCUACCGAUAUGCCAGGAAGAAAAAGAGACAACAAUUAUUUUUUUUGAUCCAGGUGACGUGGAUGUCCACACACAGAAUGUGGAAAAAGUGAAUGCUCAGAAAGCAUAAACUGAAAAGACAGUUUGGCACAAGACGUGCCGGUGAUCUUUCCCCUUCAUAUUUACGUGGAUUCAUGUACCACAACCGUUUUCGUGGAAAUUAUAUUUUUUUAAACUUCACUGUCAACUUGGGGGAUAAUUAUGCAUAAUUCCAUUUUCACACAUUAUAUUCUAUUUCAAAAAAAUUGUUAUAGUUUUUCUAUUUUAAAAAAAUUGUCUAUUAUUAUGGGAAUGAAUACGUACAACCAAUUUCAUUAAAAAUAAUAUAAAAAUAGUUGUUUAAUUAGCCCUUCCAACCGGAACAGCUGGAUUUUUUCUUGGCCGACGCUCAAAUGGUAGAUAACCAAAGAGGGGAUUAGGGGCCUCCGCCAGAAACUGUUUUUUGAUAUAUGUUCAUUUUAACUAUUUUGAGACCUAGAAAUCUUUUAAAUUUACCUUCACUUCAUUAAACGUAGCGGUAGCGGAAUCAAAAUUGGUUUUUGCGCAGUUACAUCCUCCUCACGGCUUCAAGUCUCUUGUCAUUCGCUAUACAUAUAAAAGAUAUGGCAGGGACACUGUCAUUUACACAGCCAUGGUAGAGGGGAACAGUGCAUCCAUCACGCGAGCCCACAUCACUACUGGCACUGGCUACAAAAACAAAGCUAGCCAAAAUAUUACUUGAAGUCAUAUUAUAAAUUAGGAAGUUUUAUUGAUUUGAAAUGUGUUUGGUUUUAAAAACGGGACAUUUAGGCAUCCCAAGAGACUUUUCGGGACACCGGGUACCAUCUUGAAAAAAACGGGAUAAUCCCGUUGUGACAGUUCGUUUGGUCACCCAAGGCGAAGUCAUUAACCAUCUGAAAUAGAAAGAAGCACAGACUAACUUAUUAAUAAUUAAGUUAUUGUGGAUAAUCUCAUAAUUUAGCGCAAUAAAUAAAUGCCAUUGACGAGUGAACAUGAUUAAGUGUUGAAAUUAAAAACUGCCUAUUUACCUGAUACUGAUGGAACUAAAAUAAAACCCUCCAAAAAAUAAUUUAGAAACUUAAUUAUUUAUACCGGCAGCAGCAUAGGACAAGGGUAAAUGCAGACAAUUAGUGCCAUGACAUAUCAUACGGCCGCCAUCUUGGUUGUCACGACCCGUGAACUUUUAUAAUUCACUGUUACUAAACCUAACUUUAACCCUAAAAAAUGUAUCCCUAAACUUAACCUGAACCCUAAAUGUAUCCUUAAUGACAUCAUGGCACCAAUUCUCUGCAUUAGCCAGAGGUAAAUGCAGACAAUUGGUGCCAUGACGUAUCACAUGACAUUCUUUGCAUUAGCCUGGACAAGUAUUGGCAAUCCUCCUAACGGCACUCCUAAAGGUCAAAUAGUCAUCAUUUACUUUUGUUUGAAAGUACCCGGCUACCAGCCUAAUAGUAAUAGUCACUGAUUAUUGGUUUACAUCUAAUUGUUUGCAGACUAAUUAUUGCUUGUAAUUUUAAUAAUAUAAAGUAAACAGUUAUACUUAUAGGUACUUCGGUAAAGCAAAGGAGACUACUAAAAUUUUUAUAGGAAAUGGGCCUUUUAAAAUUUUUUUUUGAUGUUGGUGCUAUUUCAUUCAUAAAGUAAUUACUAUAACCCACAAUUGAUUGUGUUCUUUUCCGAUCUUUCGCUUUAGAGGAAAACUUGGCUUAUGUUUUUAUAGAUUAGGCCUAAAUUUCUUUUUCAUUUACAACCAGUCAAGUUUUAGGAAAUCCUUGGUGAAUAUUAGGCAACUUUCAUAAUUAAGAUUAAGUCGAAGUUAAGGAUAUGUUAUGGCCAUAUUUUUUAUGCAUGUCUGGCAUACAUUGAUCUACAUGUAUGCCAAUUUUCACAGCACUAUGUGAGUUAAACAAGAGACGCCAUGUUUCCAUGCGUUCGCAGCAUGUUAUGCCGUUCCCUUAACCCAAUUCCGAUGGAUGUGACCAUGCCCCCUUUUUAAUGGCAGAAGUUGCCAAGAAAUAUUCAAUUAUUAUCACUAUUUAACAGGGAUAACUUAUGUUUUAGAGUGAACUUGGAAGAAUAACAAACACUAAUUCGAUUAAAAAUACUGAAACAGUGAUAAGUUCAAGCCCAGUCACUGUGAGAGAGAAUUAAUCAUAUUCCAUACAACAAUAAACUAUAAUCUAUAGUACCCAUAGGCCAAUCACAAUGAAAAACUAUCACUGGCCUAACGUCAACGGCAUUUAAUUUACAAUGCUCAAAUUGUACCCAGAUUGAAUGUUUAUGUUACCAUUUUUAAAAAUAAUUUUUACAUUUUAUUAUCAGAGCUAACAAAAUUAAAAAAGAGGAGGAGAAAACUGAAAGCUGAGCUUGCUGCUGCAAAAGCCUUGUUGAAUGAGUCUGCGAUUUCAGGUUAGUUAUGGUAGCCACAUAGGUUCUUUGAUAAAGUAAAGGAAACUUCUUCUAAAUUUGUAUUGGGAAUGAGGGUCAGGGCUUGAAGAUACUGAGCAUUUUUAUUUGCAAAGCUUAUUUUUAUUUUAUCAAUUUUAAGCACUUUUUCUUUAUAAUUACAAUCUUUGACUCUUAUCAAUCCCUUAUGAUAUAAAAGGCCUCUUUUUCUUGAUCUACAUUCCCAUAUAAAUUUUGCACUCUGCCAUGGCCUAUGUCUAUGUUUGAUUUAUUGGCAGUAAAUUCAUUGAGCUAGGAAUAUUUACUAGAGAUCUGCACCUUUUAAAUUAGACUGUACAUGAUACCAUUUUUUUGCCAUGCUGGCACUGCCCUCUUCAAUACCAAAAAAUAUUUUUAAGCCUACAGAAUUAUGUAACUUUCCGAAUGUUUACCAUUCAUAUUAUAUUUUUGAAGGAUUUAUCAAAAUAAUUAGGCCUACAUUUUUUUUCGUAAUUAAUAUGAACAUUUUGCUUGUAUAGAUAUUAGAACUUGGUCACAAAAUGUGAAGGUGCAGUUCAUAGAAAAAUAGAACAAAUGACCUUGCAUUUUAAAUAUUCAAAGCUCAAAAACUACCCUAGUUGAUGUAACUAGACUUAAAAUAGUCAAAAUCUCCUACUAUACUAUAGGUGAGGCCAGUAUAAUAUUCAAAUCUAUUUGCUGGUGACAUACUAUUUGAUCACAUCGUUAAAUAUAGGUGCAAGUUUCACUCAAAAGGUGCACCCAAAAUCUUUAAUUUAUUAAACAAAAUAAUGACCCUGAUUAGCCUUGUUGUCCAAGAUGUACAUAAUGAUCUAGGGCAAGGGGAAGGAUUAGCCAAACACAUUCUCUUUUUACCCUAUGUUUGCAAGCCCCAUAUAGUUGGCCAGACUGACAUCUCAAAUCUAUUUUCAACAUCACAUUCACAACCAUCUGUAUACUGGAGUGGGUUUCUUCUUCUUCAUUAUUUAGGUGCUAAUUAAGAUGAAUGUUGAAGUUUUAGUAGUAUAACUCCCUAAUAUUUGAUGAAAGCAAGUGUAUCACAAAUACUUUAUAAUUAAAAGUGUAAAAAGUGUGCAUGGUUUUCUUCAAAGUUCACUAUGGCCAAAAGUUAGUAUUACUGAGUACCACUUUGCAAUCUGAUCCAGUUUUAGUUGGAUUUAAAGUGAUAUCAAAUACAUGAUUUAGUGUAUGAUUGUUAACGCAAAGAUGAUUGAUUUUUAUCAAAAUAUAAGGGCUUUAUAAAGUUUGCAAUGUUUUUUUCUAAUUUUGAAAUAGUAUCCCACAAUAUUUUAAGGUUUUCAAACAUUGAUGACCAUUGAAGCUUGCCAAAAAUGUCCACUUUGAUUUGCAUUGUUUCUGUUACCGCAUGCCUUCUCCCAUUGACAUGGGGUUUACAUUAUAUGUGCUUUUCAUUGUAUUAAUUUUAGUAUAUUUUAACAUAAUUUAUCAACUUAGAGCUUUUCAUUUUUAUUGAAGGUGAUGAAGAAACAGGGAAAGAAAAGGAAAGUGCUGAAGAAGGAGAUGGAGAGGAGGAAAAAGAGGAAGGUAGUGAUGAAGAAGUAUCUAUGAAUGAAGAUCCACCUGCAGAAGAAAAUGGGACUAGUGUCCUUGGUGACUCUUCAUUUGCUUCACUAGCUGGAAAAGUCAGUGAUUUAACCUUACAAGGAGUUGCAGAAAUGGGCUUUACACACAUGACAGAGAUUCAACAUAAAUCCAUACCUUAUCUUUUAGAGGGAAGGUGUGUUUCAAGCUGAAGUAUUUUUAUUUAUCUAUCUGUUCUUGUAAAAUAAUCCAUCCCUUUUUACAAUUUUUUUAAAAUUAAAUUUUUUAAUUUUUGGUUUUUGAAAUAGGAGAAUUGCUAAUGGUUUUUUUUCCUCUUUCUCUCUAAGGGAUUUGAUGGGAGCAGCUAAAACUGGAAGUGGUAAAACUCUAGCUUUCCUUAUACCGGCUAUUGAGCUGGUCAACAAAUGUCACUUCAUGCCUCGUAAUGGCACUGGUGUUAUUAUAAUUUCUCCCACAAGAGAACUGUCUAUGCAGGUAUAUAAAUUAAGUUACAUUACAUGCACACAGUAAUUAUAUAGCAAAAAAAUUUAUUGGUUAGUUUGUUUGCACUCUUUAGGAAUUAUUAUAUGUCCCAUGUAUAAUUUGUAAAAUAUCCUCAGACAUUUGGAGUUUUAAAAGAACUACUGAAAUACCAUCACCAUACAUACGGCCUAGUUAUGGGUGGAACCAACCGUAGUGACGAGGCCAAGAAAUUAACUAAAGGGAUCAAUAUUUUAGUAGCAACACCUGGGCGCUUACUGGAUCAUUUACAGGUAGUUUGUUAUAGAAGUUAAAAAUUAUCAAAUAAUAAGUUAUUUUUUUAUACUAUGUAUUGAAAAUUAGGGGAAUAGUACACAGUUUACUAGACUAAUUCUAAAGGAAGUUAUAUGACGUUACUCAGAUUGUGUUGUGGUAAUGUUGGAUAUUUUAAAAAGAAUAAAAUAACAGGGCAUAUUCAAGCAUGCUAUUAAAUUAAUCUUUUUAUUCUCAUAUUAUACAUUUUUGUAUUUUUAAUGUCAAUAAUUUGUCUAAAAUUUUUUUUCUUAAGAAUACAAAAGAUUUCCUUUACAAGAAUCUCCAAUGUCUUAUUAUUGAUGAAGCAGACAGAAUUCUAGACAUGGGUUUUGAAGAGGAAAUGAAACAAAUUAUUAAAUUGUUGCCAAGUAAGUCUAGCAAAAAUCUCUAAAAGAAAAAAAGGCAAAUAAAAAUGGGAUGAUAAAAUAAAAUUUGUUCUUAUUUUGCAAGGGGAAUAAACGGUAGAUGUUUCAAAAUAGUCUAUUUUAAAUUUAUGAUACUUUCCCUUAAAACUAGAAAAGCGUCAAACAAUGCUGUUUUCUGCCACACCAACAAGAAAGACUGAAGACUUGGCCAGAAUUUCUCUUAAGAAGGAGCCAUUUUAUGUGGGUGUUGAUGAUAAAAAACAAGAAGCUACUGUUGAAGGCUUGGAGCAGGUUUGUAUAUCUAUAAAUAAAUUAAUACAUUUGAAUCUCAUUUAUUAGGUUCAGUAAAUUAUCUCUUUACAGUUUGCUGUACCUUAAAUCCCAUAUAAAUUGAGCUCAUUGUACAGUCACAAUAUUCUGCCUAACGGCAACCGGUACAACUUAUUUAACUAAAACUGUACCAAUAAGCAGAACUCCAUGGCAUUUGAAAAUAUGCUCUUGCUGCUUAUAACCUGGAUAUAUACACAGUUAACGUAACCUUUUUUAUCAGCUAUGAGAGGUUCAUUUUUUCUCUGACUUUGUGAUAACAUCAGUGAUGGUAAAUAGUCUGAAAAAUUAAAUACAUGUAUAUAAUGUGUUUAUAAUAUACAUUUAAAUUUAAUAGAGUUAAACCGGAUGUAGUUUUUUUACACGCCGGUCUGGGUAUUUUGAGAAAAUACCCUGUGGGUCCAAGGCUUACAAAAAAAAGAGUUAAGUUAUCAUAUUCCAUAAACAAUAGGCUUACAGACAGUCCAACACCUUAUUUGCGUGCCUUAAAACAAUUCCCCUACAGACAGAGACGGUACUACACUGUAACCAUGGCUCUUUACUGAUUAAUAUAAUAGAACGUUAAAAAAAUCAACCUUUUUACCUGAGUUCAAGUGUCAUUUAUGACGCUCGCUGUGUGACAUCUCUUUUUUUCCACUCAGUACUUUCAAGUUAAUAUUAAACAUGUUGAGUUGAAGGAUGGUGGGUUGUGAAAAGGAAGCAGGACACACCAGACGCAAAAUAAAUAUAAGAGAUAGAUAAAAUUAUAAAUUUUCAAAAUAUAUAUAAAUGUACACAUAUAUCUUAAUGCUGUUAAAAUAAUUAGUAGUAGUACAUGAUGUUACACAUUUGAACAAGGCUUUCUGGAACUAUUCACUACAACAUCCAUUAUUAUAUAUAUAUAUAUUUCAGGAAUCAAACUUCAACAAUCUUUCACUGACUUUAUAUCUUAUCUAGUUUGGAAAAUUAAGUUGUGUUUAUUUGAUAUUUUUAUAGCUUGGUGUAUGUUAUUGUGGUUCAGGGAUAAAAUCUACAUUUGCUUGUUGUGCUUAUCCCCUUGAUAUAUCAAAUACUUCAAAACAUUUGUCUGUUUAUCUUAUACACACUUUAUUUUUGUGGGUAAAAGCUUAUAUAUAUAUAUAUAUAUAUAUAUUUCUUCACAGGGCUAUGUGGUCUGUGAGCCAGAUAAAAGGUUCUUGCUUCUCUUUACAUUUUUGAAGAAGAACAAGAAACGGAAGAUUAUGGUUUUUCUUUCUUCCUGUAUGGCUGUCAGAUUCUACAGCGAGCUUCUUAACUACAUAGACCUCACUGUUAUGUGCAUUCAUGUAAGAUUUAAUAGGGAUGACCAUUUUAUUGUUUUAUCUAUUGCACUAAUUGUACCACUUAUAGUUUUUCAAAUGAUUAUUCAAAUGCAAAAAUAAAACAGGAGAGUGUAUAUAUUAAGUAUAUACCUUGAACUGAGUUUUUUGUAUCAUCCUACCUGUUACUCUCUAAUAUACAGUUACAGGGUCAUCAGCCCUUAUACCCCUUUCUGUGGGGAUUUAACCGCCAGCUGGCAAAAUAUUAAUGUAUGUUUGAUAAGGGGAAAUCACUCUAUAUUAAUAAGUUUGCUUCCUAUUUACAUUUCUAUCUGUGUGUUAACAUGCUUUUAUCAGGGAUUAUUUUGUGAUUCAUCGAAUGUGAAAUUUAAAAAUAAAAUUUGUCUCCAAUAAUGUCUUAUGUCGGAGAGGGUUCCCCUCUUUAUUGCAAAAUCAACACGGAAUUUCUUUAUUGGAAUUAUUUCAAAUAGAUUAAAAUGAAAGCAAUGAUGUCAGAGAUAUUCCAAAUGCUGGUAAUGAUAAUAUUAGCUCUAGCAGUGGUAGCGAAAAAAUAGUCAAGUUAUUGACAAUUUUAGCCCUAAGCUUAGUCGCAUAGUUGCAGACAUUCAUUUGGGUAAAGUUGGAAAUCAAACUGAAAAAGACAAAGAUGGGAUUUCAAAGACAUUUAUCUUUGUGCAUAGUCUGGAGUAUUAAUUAAUUUAAAAAAUGGAUUUAAUAACUUCAACUGAAAAGGAUUUUUUGAACUCAUUUCCUGCCUUUCUCCUUAUAUUUUUUAUGACAGAAAUUUGAAGGUAGUGAAUACAAAAAUUCACAAAUAUUACAAUUUUCUAUAUGCGUAACUAGUCUAUAACUUGAAAUUUUUCUCAAAAACUUCAUGGUUUGAACAAUUUAUGGAGUAUUUUGGGUGGGUUGAAUUUUAUUCCCUCUGUCAAUCAAGGUCAAUAUCAACAUCAUAAUUCAGAAGUUUAAUAGUAAAAUUUUACUUACCCUGUAAAUGUGGAUAUCUACAUAUAUAAAUUAAAAUUUUCAUACCCAAAUAUACCUUGUCCAAUGUUCUCUCAGAAAAAAAUGAAUACUUGUAAGGGUCUCUGAAUUCAUAUAGUCUGGGAUUUUUGACAAUUAUAUAAAAAUUGUAAAAACGACUUGACCAACAGAAAAAUGUUCUUGAUGGUGAUAGUGUUUGUACUUCUUAAAUUAAUUUACAAUUAUUUUUUUCUAUCAGGGAAAGCAGAAGCAAGCAAAAAGGACACAGACAUUCUUUCAGUUCUGUAAUGCUGAUAGCGGCAUCUUGCUCUGCACAGAUGUGGCAGCAAGAGGUCUGGAUAUUCCCCAAGUAGAUUGGAUUGUGCAAUAUGAUCCCCCUGAUGAUCCAAAGGUGAGUUUAAAUCUAUUAGAGUUUUUUGUUAGUUUAUGCUUUUUUGGUUUAAGACAUAAAUCUCCUGUGUUUGUGUUGUAGUUAUCGUCAUAGAGAUCUACUGGCCAUUUGGGCAUGUGUCCUGCGGCCUUGGUGAGUAAUUUACAUAUACUUUGGUAGAUGGUUUAGGUGUAAAUCUUGAAAUGCUGGGUGGUGGAAGUGCAGUGCUGAUGAUAUUAGGCAUGGACACUUUUUUUUUUUAUGCCUGAUUGUAAAUCAAAUUUUUAUUUUGUCAGGAGUACAUUCAUCGUGUUGGUAGAACAGCCCGUGGAGAAGGUGGUAGAGGAAAUGCAUUACUAUUCCUCAACCCGCAAGAGCUGGCUUUCCUACGUUACCUACGCAUGGCCAAGGUGCAAGUCAAUGAAUUCCAAUUUCAGUGGAAUAAAGUUUCCAACAUUCAGCCACAAGUAUGCUAUAUAAUUCAUAAUCCCAUCUUUGUAAUAGUAGAAUAGUGCUUAGUAACAUCUUUACUGUUGAUCAACAUUUCUAGUUUGCUUUAUCUUUUAAACAUUUGCUGUACCAGUAUUCAGCUUAUCACGAAUUUCGUUCCCCUUUUGUCAGCUUUUAAAGAUUUCAAAAUUUAACCGGUCAAACAAUUGUUUUCCUAAUUAUCAGUGAGACCCCACUGUGGUGGAUAGUCGUCUAGGAGUAGGUACCCUCCGUAUGGCCACCAAAACAAUUUUAGAGUCUAGAAAUCUGUUGCUUUCUCAUUGCCCCUACUAAACUCAUGCGUAGUAAACCAGUUACAAUUUUAAAAAAACAUGAGAUGCUUUCAAAAAUCAGUGUUCUUUAAUUAUUGAUAUACUGUGUUAAACAUAGGGCAGAGUAAUGACAAACCAGUGAUAAUGGUGUUCACAGUAGAAGAAAGGAAACUCCUGUUCACCAUACGAAGAUGUACUCAGCUCAAAGAACCAAUUACUCACACCUUAAAAAAAAUUGCUUCUUGUUGCUCACAACAAUAAUUACACAUCCCAUGUCAUAGCUCAUACAUCAUUCUUGGCUGAGUAAAAUUGGUGCAAUAUAAGGGAAGUCACUAAAGGAAAAACACUAUCACUCCCUGACAAAAUUAGACACUGACAUCACAUGGUCUGACCUUGACAUCCACUAUAUCAUUCUAAUUGGGGUCCAUCAAAUCUAAUGGUGUUAACAAUGGGUUGUAAUAGUUUGAUGAUAUUUGCUGGCAAUGGUGAUGGGAUUUUUUGGAAAGAAAGGAAAUAGUUUUUUUUUUAAAAAUUAUUUUGUUUAAACCUGACUUUUCAUUUCUUCUUGUUAGUAAACUAUGUGUAAAUGAAUUUACGAAAUUUUGGGAGUCAUGUCACGACCACAUCAUAUAUGAAUUUGCAAUAUAGCCGGGCUCCACUGUGUAUAGAGAAAUAAUAAUUUAGUCAAUUUGUAUUUGUCUUCAUUUCAGUUGGAGAAACUCAUCAGUAAGAACUAUUACCUCCACAAGACUGCACAAGAAGGGUUCAAAGCUUAUAUUCGAGCUUAUGCAUCUCAUAAACAGAAAGCUAUCUUUGAUGUAUCCAAGCUGGAUAUUACAAAGUCUGCAAAGUCUUUUGGGUUUGCUGUAGCCCCAUAUGUGGAUUUACGUAUCCUUUUAUUUUAUGGUGCAACUAUGAUAUUUUAUAAAAUGCCAUUUAAGCAGUAUUUUCCAUACAUAGGCUAAUCCUGCAAAUGUUUCUUCUGUUACUCCGUCUUGACAUCUAAUUUUAAAUAGUAAAUGAAAGAGAGAAAAAAGGUCUGUAUGAAUUUAAUCUUUCAUUUGCAGAGUACUAUUUUGGUUCUAAGAUCAUGAUGACAGAAAUAGCAAAAGAUGUUUGAAAAUAGUUUAAGUUGAGUUUCUUCAGUCUGCUGGUUUUUACUCUUAGUUUAUCUGUUGGAGUUAGAACAUUUGGAACUGGUUUGAGGGGGAGUUCCUUUAUGUCUUGCUUGUAUUUCAUUCAUUUAAUUACUAACAAUGAUUGCCUAACUAAAUCUUGCAUUUUCUAACUGAUAUGUAUAAAGCUAGGUUGAUGGGAACCAACUUUGUUAAAAUUAAAUUACCCAACACCAAGACCUUGUGGUUUCCUUGACUCAGUUUCCAGAUGUCAUCAACAACAAGACCCAGGCUCGUCAAGGGAGGGCACCAGGUGGUGGCUACAAGAACCAGAAACAGAUGCAUAAAUCCAAGAUCUUCAGAAAUGUCGGCAAAAACAGAUAAUUUAUUAUGGUGCUUAUCAUUCUGAGUGGACACACACUGAACGGGGAAUAAAAUUCAUGUAUAUCAGCUC
Messenger RNA from Lymnaea stagnalis (great pond snail), 11498 nucleotides. The record is from the annotation of a GenBank genome assembly. Lineage: Eukaryota; Metazoa; Mollusca; Gastropoda; Lymnaeidae.